GCGUCACUGGCGUCAGUGAUAGCUCAGGUCGGAAAGGACACCGCCGCAGCGCUGUUAGCUGAGAAACAUGAUGUCUAUUGCUGCCCGUUCGGGGACAUUUUCCCCGUACCUGCAAGCAACCAACUAUGCUGUUGCAGGUCCACUAAAAGCUUUAAUACCGGGCGUAGUCGUGAAGAGCGAUAAAAUGUUGAUGGAUGUCAAGAAACCGUUCCUCUGCCGAGAGUCUUUGGGCGGCCAGAGCGCUAAGACCGGCCUCUCUGUGUCCUCCAGCAUCAACGCUCGCGCUGGGGUGCGUUUUGCCCACACAGACAUCAAGAUCCCCGAUUUCUCUGACUACCGCCGACCUGAAGUUUUGGACCCAAAGAAGUCAUCGCAAGACAGUGGUGAAGCCCGCAAGACCUUCUCUUAUCUGAUCACAGGUUCCACAGCUGUGGUUGGAGUCUACACAGCUAAGACAGUGGUCUCGCAGUUUGUCUCCUCCAUGAGCGCCUCAGCCGAUGUGUUGGCUCUGUCGAAGAUUGAAAUCAAGCUAUCAGACAUCCCCGAGGGUAAGAAUAUGACCUUCAAAUGGAGAGGGAAACCCCUGUUUGUCCGGCACAGGACGGAAAAGGAGAUUGCAGCUGAGGCUGGUGUUGAUCUGUCUGAGCUUCGGGACCCCCAGCAUGACAAAGACCGCGUUUUGAACCCAUCCUGGGUUAUUGUCAUCGGUGUGUGCACCCACCUGGGAUGCGUGCCCAUCGCUAAUGCUGGUGACUAUGGUGGCUAUUACUGUCCAUGCCACGGCUCUCAUUACGAUGCAUCCGGUCGCAUUAGAAAAGGCCCUGCUCCACUCAACCUGGAGGUCCCCUACUACGAGUUCCCAGAUGAUGACAUGGUGGUUGUUGGAUAAAGGAAAGAACUAUACUCUGCUAAUACCUAUGAUCACCAAUCAGUCUGUUCUUUCCUUGUUUGAUUUGUCCAUCUUACAUCAGACACAAAUGAUCUACUUUGACUUGGUGGUUAAUUGUAAGUAAUAAAUGUGUAUUUUAUCUGAUAGAAGGCCUCAAAGUUAUUUAUUCAGUCUCGAUAUGCAUGUUUUUGUCUGCUUUGCAAAUUGUUUUAACUUUGCAAGACAGGUAAGGAACAGAUACGAUCUGAAAGCACAGUUUGGAGGUAACAUUUUUGCACAGCAGAAAGUUAAGUGAAUGUUAAGUGAUCAUUUCAGCAGGGUGUUUUUCUUGCUGUAGUUGUAAAAGUUAAUUUAGCAGUGAGAUGUGCAAGGUAAAAUAUUGUUUUGAAUUUGAUUUGAAAUUUCAUUUUUGUUGCAGGUAGUGGCAUGAUUCAUCAUCAUGAUUAUGAUUAUUUCAGUGGAGAAGCGUACAAUGAAUAUUUUAAAAGUUCAUAAUAGGCUCUUUAAAUGCGUCAUACAUACAACAUAUGAUGUUCUUACAUAGGGUUGGGAAUCGAAAAUCAAUUCCAAUUUGGAAUCGGAAUGGAAAGGCUAGGAAUCGGAUCGGAAUCGAAAGGAAUAGGAAUCGGAUACUUGAGAUUAAAAUUUGAAUUCCUCUUAUCAAUUCCUGUGUGCAUAUUUUCAGAAAAGUACAUGCGUUGCAUGAUCUGCUGAUAUCUCAAUAAAAGCCCUUAUGAAAAUUAUCUAUAUUUUUUACUAUAGUAAGCAUAGUUUUGCUAUAGAAUUUGCAUUAAAGCACAGGAAUCACAAAUUAACCAUAGUUGCAUUAUAGUAACUGCAGUUUAACCAUGAUGUAGUUCAACUAUGAUAAUACAAAUUGUAAAAAAUCAGAAAAGGUGUGUUUCUAUGUGUAAAUAUACACAAAACGGUGCUCAUAAAUACAUAAAUAUAUUUUGCAAACAAGUCAAUAAGCAGGCUAAAUGACCAUACAGGUUGAUAUCUAAAUGUUUUACUUCAACUGUGGAAUCGAAACUGGGAAUCGAUAAGAAUCGAAAUCGAUAAAAUUGAAAUGAUUCCCAACCCUAUUCUUACACAUGUCAACUCAGUAAAACAUUUACAUUAUAUGCUGUCAUUGACCAUUUUAAUGCAAGACCCAAACAUGAUUUUUUACCAAGAUGGCAAAAAUUGUUUCAGUUGCAGUUUCAUAUAGUGUGUGCAUUAAUAAGAAAUUUACUUGUAGUUCAAACUAACCACGAAUAGGAAAGAGAAGAUGUGCUUCUGCAGUUUUGACAUGAGUAGAAGUGGUUAAGGUAAUAUAAAAGCUAGCCAACAUGUCUGGCAUUCCUACACUUCAUUGAGUAAUAAUGAAAAGUAGUACUUCAUGUCCCUUGACAGGGCUGUGGGGGGGAAAUAUAAGCUCAAGUGCUCUUAAGUCUUUAUUCAAGAUUCUCUGAGUUGCACACAUCAGAAAGAAUAAAUUGAUGCUGUGGUCAUUUGCUGGUGCCUGAACAGUUACACAAACUAAAAUAUCCUGUUUUGCAACUGCGUGUCAUAUUAAAUGAAAAUCAUUACAGCAAUUUGUAGUUUAUAGUUUUAUUUAUUCUGCAAAUUAUAGGAAAGCAAUAAUUUGUAGUUUAUUUGCAGCCUACAGUCUUUACAUUACAUUUACGCAUUUGGCAGAUGCUUUUAUCCAAAGCGACUUACUUUGCAUUAUACUACACAUUUGUUUCUAAUUAUGUGGCAUUGAACCCAUGACCUUGGCAUUGCUAGUGCCAUUCUUUAACCACUUGGCUACAUUUUAGUGGAACUAACUAAAUAUUAUUUUACAUCUCAUUGACAUUUAACCAAAAUGUUAAACAUAUGUUAUGAAAUCUUUAAGCAUUUCAUUUUUUUAGUAGAAGCACAGCAACCUUUAACAACGCUGAUUUUCUCUUAAUGUCAAGGAGCCUUUGACAUGAGCAAUGUCACCCCUAUGUUGGCGCAAGCUGACCAACAUGUCUGGCAUUGCUAGGCUUAUUUUGGGAAUACCAGUGUAUUAUAUUUUGUUUGUUUAAUAAGAAUCACACAACGGUAGUUUGUUUUAUUGAAAUCCUACAUUCCUGGUGUGAUGGUUCUGACAAUUUUACGUGAAGUUAUGUAGUCACGUAUUUCAUUUGUCUCAAGAACAGGUUGAAAAAGUCAGCAUGUUCCCAAGCCAGGCUGCAUAGCCCACAGCUUUAGAAAACAGUCAGGGCAAAACGUAUUAAUUCACAUGACUUUUGGAGCAUUCUGUACAAUCAGACACAUGCCAGAUUCCGAGAUGAUAUUAUUGCUGUACUAAAAUUACUUCUAUUAUUACCCAUUCAUUUUAAAAUGCUGUCCUUUUUCUCUGAAUGUGUCUGGGUUGCUGUCCUGGACAGGGAGCAUUCAUUGAUUUGGCUCUGGGUGUUUUAAUACAUUUAAUGCACUGGAUUCUCAUCCCCGCUCCCUCCCUCUGGUGCCCAUGGGCUUGAGCAUGCACCGAUUGUGACAUGCAACCUGCUCAGUUCUGCAGCCCUAAGCUCUGUGCCAGACCGGCCUGCCUGCCAGCAGCUUGGGCGGAUAAACAGGCCUGAGUGAUAGAGUGAUGAUAUCAGAGGGAAUGUCAGGAUACCAUUAUGUAUCAUUUAGACAUCACGUGGAGAUCCCUGGCCUCAACACAUUCAGGUCUACCAGCAGUUUUUUUCUCUGGGUAAGAAUUUUUCACAUUCAGCCAUGGAAGGUCUAUAAUUAAUUCUGUAUGAACUGUAUAAACCGCAAACUAGUUUCCAAUAAGUUUAUGUCUGUUUCUUUGCAAAAAUAUUAAUUAAUCUAAAGGGCUAGAUUGUUGUCCCCACAAAUAAUACACUAUGAAGUUGCAGAACAAAGACAUAAUGUCAUUCAUAUACUGUAAUGUUGUUAUGUUGAUGUUUUUUUUCUCUUUGAAUAGAUGACUUCAUAAUCUAUAGAGAGAGAGAGAGAAUGUUGCUGGAGCUGUUAUCUUAGAAGAGAGAUUGACACUGUGAGGGUGGAAUAAGACAAACCAAGACAUUUAGUUGAACAUUUUUCUCUGAUUUGCUUUCCUUUUAUCUUAUGUGUCACAUUAAUGCGUCCAUUUGUCUCUAGGGUGAUCAGAUUGUGAUGAAAGAUUUAUUUGUCUCCCCAUAAUUAAUUUGAACUUGUUUUGCAUAAAUUAAAGCCACACUAUUGAACUUUUGCUCACGGCUCUCCCGUGUGGUUGCUAAGCGCAAUUGCCUGUUACUAUUGUCGUAAAUAAUGUCGCUUGAUAAAGCUUCCCCGUGGGCAAUGCAAUACACGUGAAUUUGUUGACUAAACUGAUGAAACCGGCGAAUGCAGAAACAUCGUUUGGAAACUACUUCACACUCUUCUGCAGUCAGGGGAUAGGCGGGGCUGUGUGUACUGACCCGAACACUGAACUUACAGUGUGGUUGUAGCCGCUAUGAGGCUGCUCAGAUAGCAGCGUGAGUAGAAUUCGUCCAGUUAAGAGUUGUUCUACCACUGAAAUCAUUUUAGAGUCGAAAAUGUUUUUGUAGUCGAAAAAACUACAAAGUGUUGCAUUAAAGGUCCAGUGUGAAAUUUUUGUUAUGAUCAGUUACAUCUUAAUGACAGAAAUUGCUUUUUCAGUGACCCAAAAGGCUUUCCUGUAGCUCAGUGGUUAGAGCAUGCCGCUAGCAACACCAAGGUCAUGGGUUUGAUCCCAGGGAUUGCACAUGCUUAAAAAACAAAUGUAUAGUAUAAUGCAAUGUAAGUCGCUUUGGAUAAUAGCGUAUGCCAAAUGCGUAAAUGUAUUGUGAUCACAUGUGUGCACAUGUGUUAUUUUAAAAUUAUUUCAGAAUUAUGGUUUAAUUCAUUUGCAUGUAUGUGACCCUGGACCACAAAACCAGUCAUAAGUAGCACAGGAGUUUUUUUGCAAUAGCCAAAAAACAUUGUAUGGGUCAAAGUUAUUGUUUUCUCUUUUAUGCCAAAAAUCCAGGGGCGUCACUAGACCCCUUUUACUGGGGUACGUGCCCCAGUAUAAAUCUGCUGUGCAAUUUUACAGACUUGACAAAGGAUUUCCUGAGACAUUUUCCUCUAAUGUAUGAAACCUGACUGGCUGGGGAUGUAGGCUACAGUAGUUUGUUUAUCAAGUCUUACCUCCCUCAAACUCAUCAGCUCCUUACUGCUUCCAUUUCCCUGCUUUGCACAAAAAAAUUCUGAUGUCCAUCUACAGGGGCCAUUAUUGUUCCGAGUCAUUUGUGUUCUGCACUUUCAGAAAUGAAAUUAAUAUUUAAUUUACUAGCUCUAGUUUAGGACAUUAAAUAAAAAGUUGGCAGUAACUAUGGCUGAGAUAACUAUGUGCUAUUAUAGGCAGUACAGUUUAAUGCAGUACAGUUGGUUCAUACCAACUUUGUUUGGACUUGGCUGUAAAACCAGAAAAUAUAUAUAUAUAUAUAUUUUUAGAUAAAAUAUGCUCUUCAUAUUAAUUGGAGCCAUGAAAUGACUGGUUUCUUGAAAUACUGUAAUUGUACAUUCUUGAAAAGAUGUAAUUAUUGAUUGUUAACAUUGUGAAUGAAAUACUGCAGUACACUUUUUGGCAUUUACACUGUAGUAAAUUGUAAGGUGCUUUUAUAUUAUAUAACUAUAUA
Triplophysa rosa is the source of this 5532-nucleotide messenger RNA. RefSeq names its product cytochrome b-c1 complex subunit Rieske, mitochondrial (gene uqcrfs1). Gene Ontology annotation, biological process: mitochondrial electron transport, ubiquinol to cytochrome c. The coding region runs from base 68 to 889 and encodes 273 amino acids. The transcript is spliced from 2 exons. Gene Ontology annotation, cellular component: membrane. Lineage: Eukaryota; Metazoa; Chordata; Actinopteri; Cypriniformes; Nemacheilidae. Gene Ontology annotation, molecular function: quinol-cytochrome-c reductase activity; 2 iron, 2 sulfur cluster binding. The record is from RefSeq and is a predicted model, not a curated record.